CCCGUCCUGCGCCAGGGCCGCCGCCGGGCCCGCUCCGGCCCCGGGCCCCGCGCGCAGCGAGCCGGGCACGGAGGACCGCGGCCGGCGGCAUGGCAGCCUCAGGGAUGCUGGGAGGAUGCGACAUCCUCGUCGUUUACAGCCGAGAUGCUGAGGAGUGGUGCCAGUACCUCCAGGACCUUUUCCUUUCCAGUCGGCAGGUCCGAGGCCAGAAGACGCUGACUUACAGGCUGAGCCCCAAGACAUCCUUCUCCGCCGAGGACCUGAGCUUCUUUCUCCGUGUGCGCUGCAUUGUGGUGCUGCUGUCUGCGGAGCUGGUGCAGUGCUUCUGCCAGCCGAGCUUGCUGCCCCUGCUGCAGAGAGCCUUUCAUCCUCCGCACCGCGUGGUGCGGCUGCUCUGCGGGGUACAGGACAGCGAGGAGUUCCUGGACUUCUUUCCAGACUGGGCGCACUGGCAGGAGCUCACCUGUGACGAUGAGCCUGAGACUUACGUAGCAGCUGUGAAGAAGGCCAUUUCUGAAGAUUCUGGCUGCGACUCAGUCACUGACACCGAGACUGAGGACGAGAAGUUCCUUCCCUACUCAAAGCAGCAGAGCCUGCCGCCGCCGGAGACUCCGCCUGGGAACCUGAUGGUGGUGCAGCCGGAGCGCAUCCGCUGUGGGGCAGAAACCACUGUCUACGUCAUCGUGAGAUGUAAGUUGGAUGAGAAGGUGACAACAGAAGCCGAAUUUUCUCGUGAGGAUUCUCCCUCGAUAAGGGUGGAAGCCAAGCUGGAGAAUGAGUACACUGUUUCCGUGAAAGCUCCCAACCUUUCAUCUGGGAAUGCUUCUCUGAAGAUAUAUUCUGGGGACUUAGUGGUAUGUGAUACCAUUAUCAGCUAUUAUACUGACAUGGAGGAAAUUGGGAAUUUAUUGUCCAAUGCUGCAAAUCCUGUGGAGUUCAUGUGUCAGGCCUUCAAAAUUGUGCCCUACAACACGGAGACCCUUGAUAAACUGCUAACGGAGUCCCUGAAGAACAACAUUCCUGCGAGUGGGCUGCACCUCUUUGGAAUCAACCAGCUGGAGGAAGAAGACAUGAUGACAAAUCAAAGGGAUGAAGAGCUGCCCACUUUGUUGCACUUUGCUGCCAAGUACGGACUAAAGAACCUCACUGCCUUGUUGCUCACCUGCCCGGGAGCCCUACAGGCCUACAGUGUCGCCAACAAGCACGGCCACUAUCCUAACACCAUCGCCGAGAAGCACGGCUUCCGGGACCUGCGGCAGUUCAUCGACGAGUAUGUGGAAACUGUGGACAUGCUGAAGAGUCACAUUAAAGAGGAGCUGAUGCAAGGGGAGGAGGCUGACUCUGUGUAUGAGUCCAUGGCCCACCUGUCCACAGACCUGCUCAUGAAAUGCUCCCUCAACCCCGGCUGUGACGAGGAGCUAUACGAGUCCAUGGCGGCCUUGGUCCCAGCUGCCACCGAGGACCUGUAUGUUGAGAUGCUUCAGGCCAGUACAUCUAAUCCAAUCCCCAGGGAUGGUUUCUCUCGGACGACUAAGGACUCUAUGAUUCGCAAGUUUUUAGAAGGCAACAGCAUGGGAAUGUCCAGUUUGGAGAAAGACCAUCUUGGUCAGGAAGAAGAUGUAUAUCACACAGUGGAUGAUGAUGAGGCCUUUUCAGUGGACUUGACCAACAGGCCCCCUGUCCCAGUGCCCAGACCAGAGGCCAGCGCAUCUGCCACUCACCAGCUAUCUGACAAUGAAUCAUACAUUUCUAAAGUUUUUGCAGAAAAAAGUCAAGAGAGGCCUGGGAAUUUCUAUGUUACCUCAGAGAGCAUCAAGAAAGAGCCACCUGUCAGACCGGGGAGGGACAGGCCUCAGUCGAGCAUAUAUGAUCCCUUUGCUGGGAUGAAAACACCAGGCCAGCGGCAACUCAUUACCCUCCAGGAGCAGGUGAAGCUGGGCAUCGUCAAUGUGGAUGAGGCCGUGCUACACUUCAAAGAGUGGCAGCUCAACCAGAAGAGGCGGUCAGAGUCCUUCCGCUUCCAGCAGGAAAAUCUUAAACGACUAAGAGAUAGCAUCACCCGAAGACAGAGAGAGAAGCAAAAAUCAGGAAAGCAGACAGACUUGGAGAUCACAGUCCCAAUUCGGCACUCACAGCACCUGCCUGGGAAAGUGGAGUAUGGAGUCUAUGAAAGUGGCCCCAGGAAAAGCAUCUUUCCCCCAAGGACAGAGCUAAGACGAGGAGACUGGAAAACAGACAGUACCUCCAGCACAGCAAGCAGCGCGAGUAACCGGUCCAGCACUCGGAGCCUCCUCAGUGUGAGCAGCGGGAUGGAGGGGGACAACGAGGAUAAUGAAGCCCCCGAGGUUACCAGGAGUCGUAGUCCAGGCCCCUCACAAGUGGACAGCAUGCCCACCGUGCCCCUUGAGAGGCCCCCCAGGGUGCCACCCCGAGCCGCCUCACAGAGGCCUCCAACCAGGGAGACCUUCCAUCCUCCUCCACCUGUUCCACCCAGAGGUCGCUGAUUCCACCUCUUAAAGGCUACCUCCUUCCAGACUUGGAGACUUGCAGUUUUCAGCCUCAGUCUUCAUGUUGAGUUUUAUGGCCUGACCGCUGACCUUAAGACUCACUCUCAUCACUGAUAUUGUUGUGGCCCUGCUGGUUUGGGCUUACCUUGAAGAAGAUAUUAUUAAGGCACAAAGAAUCAAAAAACUAAGAACUUCAUUCACCAUCAUCUAUUGACCCAUAUCCUUAUUUACCAAGAGGAUGACAACUUAAUUGGAACUGGACUAAUUUGACAUGUCAGGAGCCUGAGAAGAUUGAUCAGAAAUGCACAAGUGAUUUUACAGAAAUGCACUUAUAUUAGGUCUUACUUGUUUGCUAGUCCAAUCUAACUUCUGUGGUUAUGAUUUAAGACUUACAGUACCUAAUUUUUAAAUGAUUCUUCAGCUUUUCUGUAGCUUCAGAAGGGUGUUUAAAUGCCAGGGCUGGUCACAUACAGCAAACUCAAAGGGACUUUAGAGAGGGAUUAGUCCUAACUCCUUUUAGAUAGAAGGAAAGUCUAAUUUCACUGAAGCCUGGGGCAAGAGUACUCAGUUGGUUAGAGGAAGAGGUGGGUCUAGAAUCUGGACCCGCUGAUUCCAGGUCAUCACACUUCCCAUAUCCAAAUGGCCAGUCAAAAGAUGCCCAGAUGUAGAAAUGUGUUCAGUGACUAUUGACCUUUUAGAAGUUUCCUUUUUCCAUAUCUCCCAGGUAUGGGACUAUCAAGUAUUUGGGGCAUUUAUAAUUCAGUAUGCUUGCCAAAGAACAUCUAAAAAUGGUUGGAAACCAAAAGCUUGGCAUGCCAGGGACUCCACUUAUUGCUCUGCAUCCUUUAUAGAUCUUAGUUCUGGCCAUAGGAGACAGGGGGAAUCCUUGACUUUCACUUUGCUGAGGGGUCAGAAGAAGAAGGAAGAACUUAAAACAGAGAUAGUCCUCUGUUUUACUAUAAGCUUGUUAUUAACACCAGGUUUGGGAAAUCUGUGCAGAGAAUGUAGAGCCUUAGGCAUAUCAUUAAUUUUGAGUCCUUAGCAUAUAAAUCUACCUUGAAAACACAGGUCUUUAAUUUGAUGCUUAAAUAUACAGUAAAAUUAGUAUCAGACCCAUUUCUUUAAAAAUUAUCAGAAAUCUGAUGGUUCUCCAUGAAAUUAUUCUCCAUCCCACACAAAGAUAUAAAAACUAUACUAUUAAAGAUCCGUUUAAGUACAGUUUUAUUGAGUCCUCUUCUAAUGAUUAAUGAUUCUUUUUCAGGUGAAUUCCUCAGUUCAGCAAACAAUGAUUGAGUGAAGUUAACAGCUUCUGGGAUCUUGGGGUUUUGUUUUUCUUUUUUUCCCUGACAUAAAAUACACUAUUGUCACUGGCCUUGAAGAGAGUAUUUGUGCAAAUUACCUACCGCAAUUCCUGGCACACAGUAGCUGUUUUGGAAUGGUCCCUUUACUCUCCUUGUCACUUAUCUGGGAGAAAUAAGGAAAUAUGAGAUAAAAGAACAAGAAGUAUGAGACUGGUAUUCCUCUUAUUUAUAGACAGUCUCUAUUUUAAGCAUGCUUGAUCUUGAUAAAGCUAUACUUUUAAAAAUAUUUAAUGCCUCUAAGCCUCCUUUUGGAUGACAAAUUUAAUUUUUUUUAGAUUCGUUGAUAAAUAAACAUUUAGAUCAGUCACAUGACAAAACCUACUGCUAGCCAAUGGUGUUACCAUCUUGGUAUGCACAUCACUGUGUAAUAUUGGAAUAUUGUAUGGCAUUUUAUUCUUGUAGGAAAAUAAGUGGAAAACAUAAAAUUGAAAGUACUUAUGAGAAAUCUGGGUUUCAUAAAUGUGGCACACUUGAGAUGUGGCCUCAAAUGAUCAGGAGUGCCAAGUCAAAAAUGGCAAGUUUUAAAUCCUCAUUGAAUGUUCACUGAACAUCCACAAUGAUUGUGUGUAAAAGGAGGAAAUGAAAAAUUUGUAUGAAGCAUGGGGACCAUGUUAUCAAGGAAUAUCUCUAAAUGAUGGGGUGAAAUUUUUCAUUCUCCAGAAACAGAACCACUCAUUAUAAUUUAAAUUUACUCAAUUUCUACACACUCAACCUUAGUAUACAUUUUUAGGAAUACAGAAUGUAACAAAACCAUGAAUUUAAGUACAAUGAGAAUCAGAAACUAAAUUGUAACUAGGUAUCCAAAGAGAUGGUUAAAAAGUUCCUUAUAGGAUGCCUCUCCUUCCCCAAGAUGUUAUAAACUGGCUCAAUAGACAGUGAAGCUGUUAGUCAUAAUCACCGCCAAUGCCUUUGCCUCUAACUGUGCAGGGUACUUUGUCCUCCAGUUCCCAGUCCAGCACUGUUCCUUCAUCUUAUGUUAAAACCUGUGAGCAGAUAACCCAACUAUAUGAGCAACAAAGUAUGAAUACUGAGAGACUCUAAACAGGAGGUUUGUAUUACAAUCGAAUAAUUUAACUUGACAUAUUUAAUGAUGUGAAUAAUCCCUAAGGCUUUGCCAUAAUUAGGUAAAGUAAUAGUAUGUAAAUGACUUCAAUGAAUAUUUUUCUCAUCAAGCUAAGCUACCUACUCUUUCCCCCUCCUUUUGUCUUUCUUUGUUAUUAAAAAACAGGGAUCCUAGUCCACCCUACAUUACCUCAAUAGCUGGGAUUUUUAGAUUCCUCUCCCAUUUGCUCCAGGAAGUAAGUUGGUUUUCUGUGCUUGUCUUUCAAAGAAUACUGUGUGGUUUUGCAACUGGUUGGCUGAGGAAGCAUUAGUAACGGACUUAUUUCCAAAGAAGACAAGUAGCUAAUUUGGAUAUCUCUAGAAGAUUCAUCCUAAAAAUUGAUCCUCAAUUUUGAGGACUCUGACUGUAUAAAUAUUUGCUUUGGUUUGAUAAACAAAUUGUGUUCUAUUCGUUUGCAAGUAUAAUAAGUUAUUAAGAAUAAAAAAUGGUCUUCUCUAUUCA
Molecule: messenger RNA, 5432 nt
Organism: Dama dama (fallow deer)
Lineage: Eukaryota; Metazoa; Chordata; Mammalia; Artiodactyla; Cervidae
Gene: PIK3AP1
Product: phosphoinositide-3-kinase adaptor protein 1
Exons: 17
Coding region: 90-2504 (804 amino acids)
Biological process (GO): signal transduction
Cellular component (GO): cytosol
Molecular function (GO): phosphatidylinositol 3-kinase regulatory subunit binding; signaling receptor binding
Source: RefSeq, a predicted model, not a curated record